This is a messenger RNA of Cuscuta epithymum, 813 nucleotides long. The record is from the annotation of a GenBank genome assembly. NCBI's taxonomy places the organism in Eukaryota, Viridiplantae, Streptophyta, Magnoliopsida, Solanales, Convolvulaceae.
CCCCUUCCUCCUUCCUCCCGCCCCUCGACUGGGCAGCCUGGUAUUGAUGCUUCAGGGUUCGGAUCCGGCCCGAAUACACUCACCGAGCCCGUUUGGGAUACAGUGAAAAGAGAUCUGGCGAGGAUUGUCAGCAAUCUGAAGCUCGUGGUUUUCCCUAACCCAUUCAGGGAGGAUCCUGGAAAGGCAUUGCGCGAUUGGGAUCUGUGGGGACCGUUUUUCUUCAUUGUCUUUCUCGGACUGACCCUCUCGUGGUCGGCAUCGGUUAAGAAGUCUGAAGUUUUUGCUGUUGCUUUUGCACUGCUCGCAGCAGGUGCUGUGAUUCUGACAUUGAAUGUCUUGCUGCUGGGCGGUCAUAUAAUCUUCUUCCAGAGUUUGAGCCUGCUAGGGUACUGCUUAUUUCCACUUGAUGUAGGGGCUCUUGUCUGCAUGGUGAUGGACAAUGUAAUAGUUAAGUUAGUGGUUGUUGGUGUGACCCUGGCGUGGAGCUCUUGGGCCGCAUAUCCAUUUAUGAGUACGGCCGUCACUUCCAGUAGGAAAGCUCUUGCACUUUACCCUGUUCUUCUCAUGUAUGUAUCUGUUGGCUUUCUUAUCAUUGCCAUCGACUAGUGUAUUUUUUGUUGUUGCUACUGACCAUAAGUCCAUAAGACAAAGAAAAAAAUGUAUAAGUUUUACAGUUGCAUGAAAAUGUUGAAAACAAUUUUUUUGGCUGAGUUUCACCAUCUCUGGAUUAUUAUAACAGAAUGAAUGUAAUGUGUAUUAAUACUAAAUACUGGUGUUGCUAGUUUACUAGUAUAGUUAUGCCCCAUGUGAACC